Messenger RNA from Rhineura floridana, 2172 nucleotides. RefSeq names its product peptidylprolyl isomerase like 4 (gene PPIL4). Gene Ontology annotation, cellular component: nucleus. Gene Ontology annotation, biological process: protein peptidyl-prolyl isomerization. The record is from RefSeq and is a predicted model, not a curated record. The transcript is spliced from 13 exons. Gene Ontology annotation, molecular function: RNA binding; peptidyl-prolyl cis-trans isomerase activity. The coding region runs from base 115 to 1578 and encodes 487 amino acids. Lineage: Eukaryota; Metazoa; Chordata; Lepidosauria; Squamata; Rhineuridae.
GAGGAGGAGGAGGAGGGACAGAGCUGAGCAUGCCGGGAUUGCAACGGUAGUUCCUUCCGGAGCAAGGGAGACUGACGGCAGCGGGAAGCAGAGCACGGAAGAUCAAGAGGUGUAAUGGCCGUGCUGCUGGAAACCACGCUGGGGGAUCUGGUGAUCGACUUGUACACAGAAGAGAGGCCUAGAGCCUGUUUGAAUUUUCUGAAGCUCUGCAAAAUCAAGUACUACAAUUACUGCCUUAUACAUAAUAUACAGACAGAUUUUAUCAUACAAACUGGAGACCCUCAGGGGACCGGCCGUGGAGGCGAAUCAGUUUUUUGCAAAUUGUAUGGGGACCAAGCUAGAUUUUUUGAAGCAGAAAAAGUGCCAAGAAUUAAACACAAGAAAAAGGGGACAGUGUCAAUGGUGAACAAUGGCAGUGAUCAACAUGGAUCUCAGUUUCUUAUUACUACAGGAGAAAACUUAGAUUACCUGGAUGGUGUGCAUUCAGUCUUUGGUGAAGUAACAGAAGGCAUGGAUGUAUUGGUGAAAAUUAACGAGGCUUUUGUUGAUAAGGAUUUUGUUCCAUAUCAAGACAUCAGGAUAAACCAUACAGUGAUCUUGGAUGAUCCAUUUGAUGACCCUCCUGGUUUGGCAAUACCAGAUUGUUCACCAGAGCCCACCAAGGAACAGUUGGAUAGUGGGAGAAUAGGAGCUGAUGAGGAGAUUGAUGACUUCAAAGAAAGGUCUGUUGAUGAAGUGGAAGAAAUUCUGGCAGAAAAAGAGGCAAAAACUCAGGCCAUUCUUUUGGAAAUGGUUGGAGACUUGCCUGAUGCAGAUAUCAAGCCUCCUGAAAAUGUGCUGUUUGUCUGCAAACUUAAUCCUGUGACAACGGAUGAAGACCUUGAAAUCAUAUUUUCCCGAUUUGGGCCAAUAAAAAGUUGUGAAGUGAUUCGUGAUUGGAAGACUGGUGAAUCCCUCUGCUAUGCUUUCAUUGAGUUUGAAAAGGAGGAAGAUUGUGAGAAAGCUUACUUUAAGAUGGAUAAUGUAUUAAUAGAUGACAGGAGGAUACAUGUGGAUUUUAGCCAGUCUGUUGCAAAGAUUAAAUGGAAAGGAAAAGGUGGGAAGUAUACGAAAAAUGAUUUCAAAGAAUAUGAAAAGGAUUGUGACAAAACUCCUAAAUUAAGCCUGAAGGAGAAGGUGAAGCCCAAGCAAGACUCAAGAUAUGACCUUGUAUUGGAGGGCGAAGAGGACGAAGCCAGAACAAGUCAUAGGCAUGUUGAUAAAAAGAAGAAGCGCCACUAUUCAGAUGACACUGAUGAGGAUGAGAAGAGGUCCAAAAAAUCUAAGGUGCUGUUCCCUUGCGCUUUGAGCUUACUGCUGUGUUGCUUCAUCAUGGAAACUUCGGGUCAGGACCCUGACCGAAGGCACAAAGAAGAGAGAAGAAAAAAUGACAAGCGAGAGAGACGUCGGAGCCGCAGUCGCAGCCAGUCUUGGGAUAAAGAUGACCACUACCGAAAGUCUAAAGACAAAUACCAUGAGAAGAGGAAAGCCAGAAGCCCUAAGAAGCCCAAAGAGAAAGAGAAGUCUAAGUACAGAUGAAUGAGAUUAAGAGACGAAAACUCUUCCCCAGUGUUUUUCUGCUACUGAGACCUCUAGUCACUCCUUCAGGCUUCCUUUUUAACUUUUGAUCCUGGGACUCUAUAGGAAGGCAGCUUAUAAUGUGGGGCUAGUAGAAUUUUGACUGACUAUUUUGGCAGUUAAAGCAUUUUGUUUUCAUUUGUGAUGUAGACUGCAGGGAGUCAACUUACUGCGGAAUGGUAAUGAGGAAUCUGCAUUAUCUGAUUUAUUAUAAACUACCCACCAAAAAAGAACAUUAGUAAUGUCAGCCCUUAACUUUAGAGGGCAUACUCAAAGCAUAUGUCAACUCUUAAGGGUUACUUAAUUCAUGAUUAAUUUCCUACUUUGUUACCCUUUCUGUGUAGGAAACUGCCUAUAACUCAAGGGUAUAUCAUUGUGCCUGACAGAAGUAAGUGGGUUUUAUUUUGCCAUGGAAACGUGCUGCCAGCUGGGGCUUCCUGUUGUAUGUAUUGAAAUAGUGUUGUGUGUGUUCAUCACAUAGGAUGUAUACACAGAUUGUAUAUUCAGUUCCUCCAUGGAACUAACAUUCAAGUAAAGUUUGUCAUGUACAAAGUA